This is a messenger RNA of Venustampulla echinocandica, 216 nucleotides long. RefSeq lists its product as uncharacterized. Lineage: Eukaryota; Fungi; Ascomycota; Leotiomycetes; Helotiales; Pleuroascaceae. The transcript has a single exon. Bases 1 to 216 code for a protein of 71 amino acids. The record is from RefSeq and is a predicted model, not a curated record.
AUGGACGUUUACCUCAUAGCCCCUGCAAACGGCGUGGCUGGCCAAUCGCCGGGGCCGAUUGCUUAUCGCAGCGUGGCUGGGGCAGAAGUCUCGGCGAUGGGCUUAAAAACGCCCCUGGAAUCCUUGGAUAUCGGUGGUGGGAAGGGAGGAACAGGGGGGGUUUUCACCGUUUCCCGGACAAUCGUUGUUGCACAGUUGGAGGGACCACAGGAGUGA